CGCCGAGGCGUUCCACGACCACCCGCCAUGAAUAUUUUUCGGAUCCUGGGAGACCUCUCCCACUUGAUAUCGAUUCUGAUAUUGUUACACAAGAUGACACAAACCAGCUCAUGUUCCGGCAUAUCUUUCAAAUCGCAAGCCCUCUACCUAAUCGUCUACAUAACCCGCUACCUCGACCUCUUCUGGACCUUCGGCGACAGCCUCUACAACACCGUCUUCAAGAUGCUCUUCCUCGCCUCGUCAGGCUACACAAUCUACCUCAUGACAACAGCGUACAAGCCAACCCACGACCCGAACCUCGAUACCUUCCGCGUGCAAUACCUGCUCGGGGGCUCAGCCGUGCUUGCUGUCCUUUUCCCGUACAAAUGGACCCUGUAUGAAAUGACGUGGGCUUUCUCAAUCUGGCUUGAAUCGGUCGCUAUUCUGCCGCAAUUGUUCUUGUUGCAAAGAACUGGAGAGGCGGAGACGAUAACGACACAUUAUCUGUUUGCUUUGGGGAGCUACCGUGCGCUGUAUAUCCCGAAUUGGAUCUACCGGUAUUUUGUGGAGGGCCACUGGGAGCCGAUUAGCGUCCUUGCUGGGAUCGUGCAGACAUUGCUGUAUUCGGACUUCUUCUGGAUUUACUACACGAAGGUGCUGAAGGGAAAGAAAUUUGCGCUGCCAGUAUAGAUUUGGCACUGAUGAAGAGGAUUAUUGUUUCGAAGGGAGGGAACGAAAAUGAGAUGAAAGCUUUGAGAAACGAGGAUGAGAUAAAUACAUCCUGCUUGGAGCAGCAUUCCCUUGGGAGGAAGUUGGUUGUGCAUGGAAGGCGUUGGGGUUAAGUUGGACUUCGAUCCGACGGAUGGGCUGGUUUACUUUUCAUGACGGUCUGAUGUACAGUACAUGUACAGUAUGUAAAAUGCAUAGAUUUGCUGCACGACCAAACGUAAUAACUAAUUUCAAAUCCACUUGGAAGUCUGCUGGCUUGCAGGCCAUAAUGACCACUCAUGGGUAGGAC
Molecule: messenger RNA, 997 nt
Organism: Hyaloscypha bicolor E
Lineage: Eukaryota; Fungi; Ascomycota; Leotiomycetes; Helotiales; Hyaloscyphaceae
Product: ER lumen protein retaining receptor
Exons: 3
Coding region: 28-669 (213 amino acids)
Biological process (GO): protein retention in ER lumen; endoplasmic reticulum to Golgi vesicle-mediated transport
Cellular component (GO): endoplasmic reticulum; cis-Golgi network; membrane
Molecular function (GO): ER lumen protein retrieval receptor activity
Source: RefSeq, a predicted model, not a curated record